CUCAAACACACACACACAUGUAUAUAUAUAUCUAUAUAUCUAUAUAUCUGUAUCUAUAUAUCUAUAUAUAUAUCUAUAUAUGUGUGUGUGUGUGUGUGUGUGUGUGUGUAGAAUAUUCAUCUAUAUAUAUCCAUAAAUUAUUUCGUAGCUAAAAUGCAUUUAUGCUCAUGUGCGCCCGUAAUUGUUGACAUAUUUAAUCAAACGUAUAUUACAUAUGUAUAUACGAAUGCAACGCAAAUGAAAGUUAUCUCUUAAUUUCUAUCUGUUAAAUCUGUAAUGGAAAUUGCGGUACAACACUAUUUGAAGUCUCAAUAUAUAUUUGAAAUUUGGUUGUAGGUCUUGCUAUUCUGUCAGUCGCACAGCCUAACGCUCAGACUAAACUAAAGGUUGCCACUUGUACAAUAUUAGCGGAUCUGAAACUCACUAAACGCUUUCAAUCAUAUUUCACGCGGUGGUAUGCGGUUGUAUACUUACAGUCUAUUCAUAUUAUAUUGAUGAAAAUCGUUCCGCUUUGUCGUCCCGAAAGCAACACGGUAUUUUCAUAAUUUUUACAAGAGCCUGGCACACUAACUAUAUUUUACGUAUUUCUACAAUAGCAAUUACAAUUCGUCAACCCGUUCAAUCUAUACUUCAACUUGAAUUUGAUCCUCAACGGACAAGUAUGGCGAUUGAUCACCACAUUCCUGUAUUUCGGGAAUUUAGGUCUUGACUUCCUCUUCCAUAUGUUUUUUCUGGUACGGUAUUGUCGCUUACUUGAGGAGGGCUCGUUCAGGGGCAGACCGGCAGAUUUCUUCUUCAUGUUGCUUUUUGGGGCUUUCCAGAUUAUUUUGAUCGCCCCGCUGACUAACGUGUUCUUCCUGGGCUACGCGCUGACCUUCAUGCUCGUCUAUGUCUGGGGGAGACGCAAUCUGCACGCGCGAAUGUCCUUUCUAGGCAUCUUCACAUUCACGGCACCGUACUUGCCCUGGGUGCUUCUUGGCUUUAGUCUGAUGCUGGGGCACUCUCCUGUCAUCGAUCUCAUGGGGAUGGGCGUUGGACACGUUUACUACUACCUAGAAGAUUUCUACCCAGCUCUAAGUGGGAGGCGUCUAUUGAAAACUCCACAAGUGAUCAAAAUGAUUUUCGAGGAUCAACCCAUGGUGAUCAUUCCGGAGGAUCAAUUGAUUCCCGAUGCUCCUCGACCGGGGGGUUUUGACUGGGGAAGGCCGACUGGGCAGCAGAACUCCGCCGGAGGUGUGGAUACGAUACAAGAGAUACCAAACACUUCAACGACAAAUGGAUCAUCCAGCUCGCAUUCAAAUGCAGACGCAAACGCUGCAGCUUCUGUAUCGGAUGGGGGACUUAGACAGCGGAACGUACCCAAAGACGGUGUCAGUGGCGAAAAUGAUACUAGAAAUUUGUCAAAUGACCCAGCACCUAGUGACGCUAGUAUUCAGGAGAGUAGGAAAGACGACUGAAAGCGAGUGUUAGGAAUCAGAUGGUUGUACGCAACCCAGGGGUUACCUGCAACAAGCACAAGGAUAUGAUAUUCGCAGGCACGCGUGUUAGAAAAUGAUGGAGUAGCGAUUGAGACGUGGUCAAUAAGGUGUGGAAUGGUCCGACUAAGUUGGACUUGAAGCAAGGUCAUGGCAGUUCAUUUGUGGUGUAUCGGUGAUCGCCUGAGCGGGAGAAGGUGACUGACAUAUGCAGUGUGAGAAGUGGAGCCAUGAGGAAGCCUCACCGAUCUUUCUCCACUGUGCUCUCAUUCAGUCAUCAAGCGGAACGGUCAUGUGGGUGAUUCGAUAUUAGUCUACUUCGAUCGAGAUGGCAUUCUAUCAUACAAUCCAUACUGCGAAGGUAACUGUUUAAUUUCAAUUAUAGUGAUUAGAGUGUGCCUGUGCAAUUAUCACAGAGGAGAACGGGGAGCAUGGCACUCUGGGAACAACACGUCUCAGUUCAGUGGCUGGUCAUAAAAUCGCAAGUAGUAAAUGUGCACGCACGGCAUUGAACAUGGUAAUCGGAGAUCGGCGAAGCUUGAUUUGCUCACUCUCGUCUGUGCUUGAAUUGCCGUAUGGCGUUGUAUUGUGAUGUUUCUCCGUCCCGAUCCGGUUCAGAGGAUUCAGGAUUGGCUGCGGUACUUGUACCACCUUUAGAGAAAUGGGAACCUUGUAGCGCAGACAGUGUUUCUGUACCACAUGUAAAUGCAAUGAGGCAGCUGGCUAAGCGUGUGAACCUCUAAUUGGCAUAGGAGAGGAGAGGCAGUGUCAGGAGUGGUCGUCUGAGUAUAUGCUCCCACAGAUCUCAGAAGAGCACUGAACACUGAUAUGGAGUUAUGCAGUGCAUUCUUAUAUCGUACCUAGAAGGAUUGGCGAGAUGGGACAAGGGAUGUUAAAACAACAGCCGGAAGAUAAUGUUAUUUCAUUAGGAAUGUAUUAUGCCAAUGCGGUGGACAUAGCGAUGCUUUCAGUUUACUGAUUCUAUUAGAUGAGUUACAAGUUAAAAAAAACAAUCAUAUCUACAAAACUAGUGAGAAUAUGCUCACGGAUGACACGCGACCAGUCUCAUUUCGGAUUUACAACGAAAGUUUAACGCCUGCUGCUGUAUUGGGCUUUCAUGGCAAAUACAACUCCUGCUGUCAAAGCAAACAAUAUAUUACAUGCCGAUAUCGCAAUGGAAUGCAAUCGCCCAAAAAAUGUCAGGCGCGGCGUUCUAAUUCUGGAACACUAAUCGGGCCGUUACAUACAACAUGAGAUCAAACACUUCAACGUGUUAUCAUAUCACGCUCAUGCGAGAUCGAUCUUACUGGUCAUAUUACGAAGAAAAAUAGUUGCCACACGUGGAACUAGUAUUUUUAUGCAUACAUUUAUUAUUUAACCGGUGAUUAUAAUUUGCUCCACCCUAAUAUUUGUCGUGUUUAUGCUGUCAAUCCUUGCUUUUCCUUCCGGUAUCUUUAUAUCCGAAUACACUCACCUCGGGCGAAGGGUUAGUUCGACGACUGAAACAACAGAGAUUGGUGCAUAAAUUAGUACAAAGACAGUGACUAAUUCAUCAAUAAAGUAAACAGUAUCUCAAAAAGUGCGGAAUAGGAAAAAUAGACGCUCAUCAUGAAAUUAAGAUGGUGACGGUCAUGAUUGAGCUUGUACAUAAUUUAAGGCAGCCAAGAUCAAGCACUUGAG
This is a messenger RNA of Sphaeroforma arctica JP610, 3155 nucleotides long. RefSeq lists its product as hypothetical. Gene Ontology annotation, molecular function: ubiquitin-specific protease binding; misfolded protein binding. Gene Ontology annotation, cellular component: Hrd1p ubiquitin ligase ERAD-L complex; endoplasmic reticulum membrane. Gene Ontology annotation, biological process: endoplasmic reticulum unfolded protein response. The record is from RefSeq and is a predicted model, not a curated record. The transcript is spliced from 6 exons. Bases 723 to 1457 code for a protein of 244 amino acids. Lineage: Eukaryota; Ichthyosporea; Ichthyophonida.